Messenger RNA from Dipodomys ordii (Ord's kangaroo rat), 665 nucleotides. It is a transcript of the gene B2m, whose product is annotated as beta-2-microglobulin. The record is from RefSeq and is a predicted model, not a curated record. Gene Ontology annotation, molecular function: MHC class II protein complex binding. Gene Ontology annotation, biological process: positive regulation of T cell activation; peptide antigen assembly with MHC class II protein complex; immune response. The coding region runs from base 45 to 404 and encodes 119 amino acids. Gene Ontology annotation, cellular component: MHC class I protein complex; MHC class II protein complex. The transcript has 4 exons. NCBI's taxonomy places the organism in Eukaryota, Metazoa, Chordata, Mammalia, Rodentia, Heteromyidae.
CCCGCCUUCGCCUUUGCCUUCCGAACUCGGGACGGCUGGUGGAGAUGUCUCGCCCCGUGGUCUUGGCCUUGGUGGCCCUGCUCUUCCUGAUGGGCUUGGAAGCGGUGGAACUUGUUCCAAAGGUUCAAGUCUAUUCCCGUCACCCAGCAGAGAAUGGGAAGCCAAAUUACCUGAACUGCUAUGUGUCGGGUUUUCAUCCACCUCAGAUCGAAAUAGAACUGCUGAAGAAUGGAAAGAAGAUAGAGAAAGUGGAACAGUCCGAUCUGGCUUUCAGCAGGGACUGGUCUUUCUACCUUCUGGUCCAUACCGAGUUCACUCCCAAUGACAGGGAUGAAUACGCAUGCAAAGUUACUCACUCCACUCUGAAAACGCCCAUGGUAGUGAAGUGGGAGCGAGACAACUAACCAGCAUCCUGGAGGUUUGAAAAGAUGACUGGUCUCAUUGGAAAUGUUUCCUACUGAUAUACAUGUCUACUUUAUGCACCAAAUAGGUUAUAACCAUUUAAAGACAGGUAUCAUCCACCUACUCUUUAUUUUCACUUCAGGCAUCAUUGGCAUGUUUAUCUUCCUGUAGACCAGACUUUCAGAAAUAAAACUGAGGACUAACAUUGGUCUCAAGUAUCUUGUAAAAAAAAUAAUAAAAUACCUUGAAAACCUAAAACAAAA